This is a messenger RNA of Brassica oleracea var. oleracea, 639 nucleotides long. RefSeq lists its product as uncharacterized. The transcript has 3 exons. The record is from RefSeq and is a predicted model, not a curated record. Bases 1 to 639 code for a protein of 212 amino acids. NCBI's taxonomy places the organism in Eukaryota, Viridiplantae, Streptophyta, Magnoliopsida, Brassicales, Brassicaceae.
AUGUCAACCAAGUUCGAGAUAAGUGAUCUUGGGAAGCUAACCUAUUAUUUAGGUAGUGAGGUUAAUCAGCAUGAGGGUGGUAUUUCGUUGAGUCAAGACCGGUAUGCUGUUAAAAUUCUUGAAGAAGCCGGAAUGAAUGCUUGUAACCUCACGCAUAUUCCCAUGGACGUAAACGUCAAGUUUUCUAAGUCGAGUCAAGAAAAGGGCAUUAAUGAGCAUGAGUAUAGAAGGAGCAUUGGCUGUCUUCGGUCCAAGAAGAAAGAGAUCAUAGGCUUUAGUGAUAGUUCACACAAUGUUGACGAGGACGUCGGUAGAAGCACACACGACCAUGUUUUCUAUCUUGAUGAAAGCCCUAUAACUUGGUGUUCACAGAAACAAGAGAUUGUUGCACUUUCCUCAUGUGAAGCCGAGUUUAUGGCUGCGACAGAAGCGGCUAACAAGCAGUGUGGCUUCAAGAGUUGCUUGGUGAAGUUGUUGGAGGUAGAGCAUAUUCCGGGUAUUGAACAGCGAGCUGAUAUACUGAUGAAGUCACUUGGAAAACUCAAGUUCAAAGAGAUGAGAAGUUUGAUUGGAGUUCAAAAUGUGUGUGAAGAUGAAUUCAAGCUUAAGGUGGAGAAUGUUGGGAUAAGCUUGGAAUAG